CACAGAACGCGCGAUCAACUCCGAAAUCAAAGCAGUGGUACUCGCAGGCUUCCCGAUGCUGCUUUUGACGUCCGCCGAUAGCGCCUAUCUGCUCGCGUCGUUCUCAACGCUGAGCUCACAGUUUGGUCACCUGGAUGACGCUGCCUGGUUGAUGAUGACCUAUCAGGUUGGUGUGAUAAUCGGACAAUCGAUUUACAGUCGCCUUUCCGACCGAUAUGGGCGCAAGCAAAUCAUGCUCGUCGCUCAUUUCCUGUUCAUCGUCGGCACCUUUUGUGCCUGGCAGGCGCCGAGCUUCUGGUAUAUUGUCGCAGCACGAUUCUUCACAGGUUUGGGAACCGGCGGUAUGCCGCUCAUGCUCAAUACCAUCUUGAACGAUAUAUGCAGCGAAGCAUACAGAUCUGCGCUGCACGGCGGUGUCGUCGCUGGUCAGCUUUGGGGUGGUCAUUUUCUGGGUGGAAUUGGUGGAGGAUAUAUUACGGACAAGUACAGUUGGCAGAUGGUCUUUCGGUGCGAGUUUAUAUGGGCUCUCCUGUCCUUUGCUAUUCUAUGCUGGUUCCUGCCCUCUACCGCGCUCGAAGAUCUGCCCGCCCAGUGUAAUAUUAGAGCAGCCUUCGUACUGGCAUUCAGUCUGGUAUGCUUGGUUGUUUGCCUCGACAACGACUUUGUAGUAUUCUGGGUGCCCCUAGCUCUAUGCAUCGCUGCUGCUUCUGUAUUCGGCUGGCUUGAAGGACACGCCACCGUUGCCCUGAUCCCUUGGGAGAGGCUACAGGAUGGUCCCAUGAAAUAUGUUAUUUGCAUUGCGUCCAUAACAGCCUUUGUUGACAUGUCUGUAUUAAGUCUUAUUCCAUACUACGUGCAGGCGUCGCACAUUGGUUCCAUAGUCGUUAUCGGCUGGCUAAACAUGACAUUCCCCGUGGCCGAGAUAUUGGGUCACUGCUUAUGCUCGUUGAUCCAACGGGACCGGUAUGUUUUCAUCGCUUCCCGGACGCUAUCAUGUUUGAGUCUUGGAAUCCUUUGGAUCAAUAAAGACUGGGCGAAGCUGGUGGGUUUAAUUCUGGCAGGCUUGAGCUCCGCCCUUGCCAACGGUACCUCGAUGACCAUGAUCAUGCGGUACACAGAGGGCAAGGGAAUAAACAAAGACCGAUGCAUCUUGUAUGGCAUCUACCAUCUGGUUAUCGCCAUUGGGAACCUACUGGCGCAAUCCAUGAUCAUUUGGAUGCUCCAAAGCCUAAUUGCUCGCAACAUUCGAUCCAGCCUCGAUCAUGAUUUUCCAGAUGACAUAGACAAGCUGGUGAGGAAAUGCCUUGAAAGCUUUGACUACAUUGACACACUCCCCGGCUGGCUGAGUCUGUCGGUGCUGCAGUCGUUCCUGGAUGCUAUACAAACCAGCAUCAGGUACAUUCUGGUCAUUUCCGGCAUCGGAGCGCUCAUUGCAUUCCUCUGCGGUUCUAAGAAUCCAAAGGAGGUAAGAGAAGUGCAGCAAUCGACUUGAAGUGACAUCAGAUCCUCUUCCACUCGGCAGCGAUAAAGUGCCGAAGAAGCAUGUAAUAAGCAAGGAACAUGAUAUACAGUGAUAGAUACGUAAAUAGAACCCCUGGUAUUCGAUGUAAGAUGUGCGUGUGAUUGGAUGGAUACACCGAGGAUAACAGAUAGCCGAGGUCAAUGAUUACAAGAACACAUUGCUAUAUAUACGUACACUCC
Aspergillus versicolor CBS 583.65 is the source of this 1701-nucleotide messenger RNA. RefSeq names its product MFS transporter. Gene Ontology annotation, biological process: siderophore transmembrane transport. NCBI's taxonomy places the organism in Eukaryota, Fungi, Ascomycota, Eurotiomycetes, Eurotiales, Aspergillaceae. Gene Ontology annotation, molecular function: siderophore-iron transmembrane transporter activity. The transcript has 12 exons. Bases 56 to 1492 code for a protein of 478 amino acids. The record is from RefSeq and is a predicted model, not a curated record.